UGACCAGAAGAACCUGCUGAAAUGCAUGUGUGUCUCAGAGCUGAGAGCGGAGCUGUCUGUGUCCUGCCAGCCAACAGAUCCAUCAGCCAACCUUACAGGCCAAGAAGCACUUCUCCAGUCUCUCACCUCUCUCCCUGUGUUGCCACAGGCUCCAGCACCUCACCACGGCACAGAACGAUGGAGCACGAGGACUUCACCAGCUUGGCUGGGUACUGGAAUUCCUCUGACAGUUACCAGUUCAGCCCUGCUAGUGUCAUUGUCCCUGUGGUCUUCUCCCUCAUCUUCCUCCUGGGCACAGUUGGCAACAGCCUGGUGCUGGCAGUGCUGCUGCGCAAUAGGCAAAUGGGCCACAACACUACCAACCUCUUCAUCCUCAACCUCAGCCUGGCUGACUUCUUCUUCAUUGUCUUCUGCGUGCCUUUCCAGGCCACCAUCUACUCCCUUGAGGGCUGGGUCUUCGGCUCCUUCAUCUGCAAGGCUGUCCACUUUUUCAUCUACCUCACCAUGUACGCCAGCAGCUUCACACUGGCUGCCGUCUCUGUGGACAGGUACCUGGCCAUCCGCUAUCCGCUGCGCUCCCGGGAGCUGCGAACCCCCUACAACGCAGUGGCUGCCAUGGCUGUGAUCUGGGGUCUCUCUGUGGUCUUUGCUGGGCCCUACCUGAGCUACUAUGACCUGAUUGAGUGGGAGUCCAGCUACAUCUGCAUGCCUGGCUGGGAGGAGUGGAGACGCAAGGUCAUGGACACCAGCACGUUUGCCUUUGGCUAUGUCAUCCCAGUUCUGGUCAUCAGCCUCUCCUACACCAGGACCAUCAAGUACCUGUGGACAGCAGUGGAACCCUUGGAGGACAUGUCAGAGUCCAAGAAGGCCAAGCGGAAGGUAACUAAAAUGAUCAUCAUCGUAACCAUCCUUUUUUGCCUGUGCUGGCUACCCUACCACGUAGUCAUCCUUCGAUACCUCUAUGGAGAUUUCCCUUUCAACCAGGCCACCUACGCCUUCCGUCUGCUUUCCCACUGCAUGGCCUAUGCCAACUCCUGCCUCAACCCCAUCGUCUAUGCCCUGGUAUCCAAGCAUUUCCGUAAGGGCUUCAAAAAAGUCUUCAGCUGUCUCCUGAGGAAAAAGCACCGCAACAAGGUGCAUGUGUUACAUGCUGCUCACAUUGUGCCUGGCUUUGAGGCAGGCUCCACUGAAGUGUCCCAGGUGCAUGAAGAAAAUAACAGGUGUGAGCUGAAUCCAGACUCCCUGGCAGUCCCCUCUGGUUCUUCCAAGCAUCUUCACCUUUCUUAGUAGCUCCACACCAUCUACCAGCCCAGCUGUGCCAUCUGCCUCAGGUCACUCUCUCCCAUUGAAUGAGACAGGAUGAUAGGAAAGGCAAGACAGAAACCUUGCUAUAUCCCGCUUCUAGCCUUGCUGUUCCUCUUCUUUCUGGGUACCAAUUGUCCUCCUAAGCCACCUCCCCACAUCUUGUGUAUAAGGGAAGGAAUGGACCCACACUUGCUCCUGAUCCACAGCCCACCUGCAGUUCAAGGACUAAUGCUCCAGCUCUUCUGUUGACUCUCAUCCUUCUAAGUCCUCUGCUUAACAGCCCCACUACGUUGGACACAUUUGUUUGCUGUCAGAUGGUCCCUUCUUGCUUCCUGUUGUCUGAUCUGGACAAAGUGUUUCUUAUGGAGUAGCAAGGGAGACAGGCAGCAUGAGCAGGGCCAGGUGAACAAAGGCGGGACAGAGAGCAACCAGCAUUGCCUGUGGAUGGUUACAGUGGUGGCUUCUGUACUGGCUGCGCUGCUCUCCUGGUGGCCAAGUCCUUUCCUGUGGUGUGGGCUGUGAGUUGUCUGUAUGUGUGCGAUGUUGCUGCUGUAAAUACUAGGGAGAUGUUUUUCUGACCCAGAGUAAAUAAAUGUACUUCCCUAA
Tympanuchus pallidicinctus (lesser prairie-chicken) is the source of this 1911-nucleotide messenger RNA. Its product is annotated as galanin receptor 2b-like. The transcript has 2 exons. Lineage: Eukaryota; Metazoa; Chordata; Aves; Galliformes; Phasianidae. Gene Ontology annotation, biological process: G protein-coupled receptor signaling pathway. The coding region runs from base 22 to 1287 and encodes 421 amino acids. Gene Ontology annotation, cellular component: membrane. Gene Ontology annotation, molecular function: G protein-coupled receptor activity. The record is from RefSeq and is a predicted model, not a curated record.